Molecule: messenger RNA, 1147 nt
Organism: Trifolium pratense (red clover)
Lineage: Eukaryota; Viridiplantae; Streptophyta; Magnoliopsida; Fabales; Fabaceae
Product: transcription termination factor MTEF1, chloroplastic
Exons: 1
Coding region: 75-983 (302 amino acids)
Biological process (GO): regulation of DNA-templated transcription
Molecular function (GO): double-stranded DNA binding
Source: RefSeq, a predicted model, not a curated record
UUCCAUAACACAAUAACAUCAUCUUCACCACUAUCCAUCUUUCUCUACACUCACUCUCUCUUUUCCUCUCAACCAUGUUCUCACCUGCUAGAACCAUAGCUCUACACUCAUCACCAUCACCAUCAUCAUCAACAUCUCCUUCAAUUUCCAAAUCAAACACAACAACCAAUUUUAUUCCCAAACCCAAAAGUCUCCUCCAAAACCACCCACUUUACACACCAACUAAUGAAAAACUCUCCCUUCAAUUCAAAGAAAAAAUCCUAUCUCUUGAAUUAAUGGAUAUUGAUUCAGGUAAAGCACUCUCUCAAAAUCCUAAUCUUCACACAGCUACCUUAGAAUCCAUUCAUUCCAUUAUCACUUUCCUUCUCUCCAAAGGAUUAAUACAUCAAGACCUUCCAAGAAUCUUUGGUAUGUGUCCUAAGAUUCUCACUUCAAAUAUCGAAACUGAUCUUAACCCAGUUUUUGAUUUUCUCAUACAAGACCUUAAAGUACCUGAUUAUAAGUUUAGAAAAGUUAUCAAAAAGUGUCCAAGAUUACUUACUUCUAGUGUUAAGGAUCAGCUUAAACCAGCUUUGUUUUAUCUUAAUAGAUUAGGUUUAAGGGAUUUAGAUGCUUUAGCUUAUCAUGAUUGUGUUUUAUUGGUUUCAAAUGUUGAAAGGACACUUAUUCCUAAACUUAGGCAUUUGGAGAGUAUGGGAUUUUCUAAAGAAGAGGUUAGAUGUAUGGUGGUUAGGUGUCCUGCAUUGUUGACUUUUAGUAUUGAGAAUAGUUUUAAGCCAAAAUUUGAGUAUUUUUCUGUGGAAAUGAAGGGGAAAUUGGAAGAGUUGAAACAUUUUCCUCAGUAUUUCUCUUUUAGUUUGGAGAAUAGGAUUAAGGUUAGACAUAUGGAGAUUGUUCAAAAUGGGGUAAAUUUGCCUUUGUCAUUGAUGCUGAUAAGUACUGAUGAUGAAUUUAGAGAGUUGAUAGCCAAGGGGAAUAAGUGAUUAUUGUAUUGGGACUUGGGAGCAUUAUGAUAUUUGUAUAUGUAUGUGAAUGUGAAUGUUUAUGCAUAGUUUCCGCACGAAGUUGGGAAAUUUGACAAAUUGUAUAUAUCUUUGUAUCGACUCCUCGGUGAAAUUGGACUGGAGUUAUAGUCCAAGUUUAUUUA